This is a messenger RNA of Mus musculus (house mouse), 660 nucleotides long. It is a transcript of the gene Insl6, whose product is annotated as insulin-like 6. Gene Ontology annotation, biological process: signal transduction. The transcript has 2 exons. The record is from RefSeq and is marked provisional. Gene Ontology annotation, cellular component: extracellular region. Bases 4 to 579 code for a protein of 191 amino acids. Gene Ontology annotation, molecular function: hormone activity. NCBI's taxonomy places the organism in Eukaryota, Metazoa, Chordata, Mammalia, Rodentia, Muridae.
GGGAUGAAGCAGCUGUGCUGUUCUUGUCUGUUGUGGCUUGGACUCCUACUGACUCCUUUCUCCAGGGAAGAGGAAGAGGAAUCCAGACCCAGGAAGCUGUGCGGCAGGCACCUGCUGAUAGAAGUUAUAAAACUCUGUGGCCAAAGUGACUGGAGCCGGUUCGAGAUGGAGGAGCAAAGUCCUAUGACACAGUUCUUUCCCCACUACUCACGCAAGGGCAAAGCCUUCAACCCUCACCCUUCUUCCUCCGCCUGGAGAAGAUUCACAAACCCAGUCCCUGCAGGCGUCUCUCAGAAGAAAGGAACACACACUUGGGAGCCUCAGUCACUGCCCGACUAUCAGUUUGAAAAGACGGAGUUGCUUCCUAAGGCAAGAGUGUUUUCAUACCACAGUGGCAAGCCCUAUGUUAAGAGCGUACAACUUCAGAAGAAAAGCACGAACAAAAUGAAUACCUUCAGAAGUUUAUUUUGGGGGAAUCAUUCCCAAAGGAAACGCAGAGGCUUUGCAGAUAAGUGCUGUGUGAUAGGAUGCACCAAAGAAGAGAUGGCCGUCGCGUGCCUCCCCUUUGUUGAUUUUUAAACCUUAACGAUUAAUCAAACAUCACUGGUGAUAGAGAUGUACAAACUGUCGUAGGAACUAUGCUCGCUUAAUAAAAGCUUA